Molecule: messenger RNA, 2457 nt
Organism: Suncus etruscus (white-toothed pygmy shrew)
Lineage: Eukaryota; Metazoa; Chordata; Mammalia; Eulipotyphla; Soricidae
Gene: SLC5A8
Product: solute carrier family 5 member 8
Biological process (GO): sodium ion transport; propanoate transmembrane transport
Cellular component (GO): membrane
Molecular function (GO): organic acid:sodium symporter activity
Source: RefSeq, a predicted model, not a curated record
AUGGGCUUUAAGAGGAGGAAACCGUCCACACUGCACAAAGCACAGCACCACGCGGUCCGAUUCUCCGGUGCCAGCCCCAACUCUCGUUCACAUGUAGCAGAGACCCCUGGGCGCCGCCAUAUUGGGUCGGGGUGGGGCCUAAAGCGUCACGUGGGCGGAAAAAGCGAACGGAGCAGGCGCACCAGGAAGCGGGCGGGAGCUUGGAAAGCGCUAACAGGCUCUACACUGGCUCUAGAGCUGUUGUGUUCUGCGUACCGUGAGAAACGCAAUGUUCACAAUUUCUCAGUACGAACGCAUCGUAAGCACUACCAGUACGUACACACCAAUGCAAUUCGCAGCAAUUCGAAGGACUCGCAGGCCCUGCGACGGCGGCGUCGGGCGCUCCGGGGUUCGCACCGCCUGAAUCCGCCUCGCCCUGCCCAGGGCGCCUCCAAAUCCCCGGGUGCGGGGCUCGGCUCGCCCGGACCGCGGACCGCGACGCUUCCCGGCUGGCGCCUCCCCUCCGCGGCUGCCACGCCUGCCGCGUCCUGGGCCCGGCUUAAGAGCGCGGCUCGCGGAGCGGGGAGCCGGGGGACCGAACCCGCUGUCGUGCGCACCGCGGAGCCGGGACAGGCGCGCGGCUAUGGAGGGCAGCGCGACAUCGGCACCUUCGUGGUGUGGGACUAUGUGGUGUUCGCCGGGAUGCUGCUCAUCUCCGCCGCCAUCGGCAUCUACUACGCCUUCUCCGGGGGGCUCCAGCAGAAUUCCAAGGAAUUCCUGAUGGGCGGCCGCCGGAUGACCGCCGUGCCCGUGGCGCUGUCCCUCACCGCCAGCUUCAUGUCUGCCGUCACCGUGCUGGGGACCCCCUCUGAGGUCUAUCGCUUUGGGGCCAUCUUCAGCAUCUUUGCCGUCACCUACUUCUUCGUGGUCCUCAUCAGCGCGGAGGUCUUCCUCCCGGUGUUCUACAGACUGGGCAUCACCAGCACCUAUGAGUACUUAGAGCUUCGAUUUAACAAAUAUGUCCGUCUCUGUGGAACAGUUCUCUUCAUUGUUCAAACAAUCCUUUAUACUGGAAUUGUUAUUUAUGCCCCUGCUCUGGCUUUGAAUCAAGUCACAGGAUUCGAUCUGUGGGGUGCAGUAGUAGCAACGGGGGUGGUCUGCACGUUCUACUGCACAUUGGGUGGUCUUAAAGCUGUUAUCUGGACAGAUGUUUUUCAAGUUGGGAUUAUGGUGGCUGGAUUUGCAUCUGUGAUUAUACAGGCCACAGUGAUACAGGGUGGAAUUAGACGGAUUCUAGAUGAUGCUUAUAACGGUGGAAGAUUAAACUUCCGGAAUUUUGAUCCUAAUCCUUUGCAAAGACAUACAUUCUGGACAAUUAUUAUUGGAGGAACAUUCACCUGGACCGGCAUCUAUGGUGUCAACCAAUCCCAAGUGCAGAGAUAUAUUUCCUGUAAAAACCGAUUUCAGGCAAAAAUGUCUCUCUAUAUCAACCUCAUAGGACUCUGGGCAAUCCUUGUCUGCUCAGUGCUUUGUGGACUUGCCCUGUAUUCUAGGUACCAUGAUUGUGACCCUUGGACAGCCAAGAAAGUAUCUGCACCAGACCAGCUCAUGCCUUAUUUAGUAUUGGACAUUUUGCAAGAUUAUCCAGGAAUUCCUGGACUUUUCGUGGCCUGUGCUUACAGCGGCACUUUGAGCACGGUGUCCUCCAGUAUCAAUGCCUUAGCAGCUGUCACUGUGGAAGAUCUAGUCAAGCCCUACUUCAGAACGCUUUCAGAAAGGGGUCUCUCUUGGACUUCCCAAGGAUUGAGUGUGCUGUUUGGAGCCCUGUGUAUAGGAAUGGCUGCACUGGCUUCUCUAAUGGGAGCUCUUUUGCAGGCGGCACUCAGCAUAUUUGGCAUGGUUGGUGGCCCACUGCUGGGCUUGUUUUCUCUAGGCAUUUUGGUUCCCUUUGCCAACUCAAUUGGAGCACUUGUUGGUCUGGCAGCUGGAUUUGCUGUUUCUCUGUGGGUGGGAAUUGGAGCUCAACUUUACCCUCCACUUCCUGAGAGAACUAUGCCGCUAAGUCUUGAAACCUAUGGCUGCAACAUUACAAACAAUGGGACGAAUUGGAUGACAACAACAGAAAUGCCAUUUUCUACUAGUGCUUUUCAAAUACAUGAUGCUGAAAGGACCCCGCUGAUGGAUAACUGGUACUCUUUAUCCUAUUUGUACUUCAGCACACUUGGAACUUUGGUAACUGUAUUUGUGGGGAUGCUUGUCAGUUUACCAACAGGAGGAACAAAACAAAACUUGGACAGAAAAUUCUUACUAACCAAAGAAGACUUUUUAUCCAACUUUGACAUUUUUAAGAAAAAGAAGCAUGAUAUAAACUAUAAAUCUCACCCAGUAGAAGAUGGAGGAACUGAUAAUCCUGCCUUCAACCACAUUGAAUUGAACUUUCCGGAACAAAGUGAAAAGAUCAAUGGGACUCGUUUGUGA